UAGCAGCUGCUGCUCCCGGCCGCCAUGUUGAUCUCAGCUUUGCCCGCAGCAACCCUUCGUGAGACAGCAGCAGCAGCAGCAGCACCAGCAGAGCGAGCGGCGGUGGCUUCCAGAGGGCACAAGGAGAGGAGGAUGCGGAGCAGCUGGCGAAUGAGCCCAGGGGCACAGUAGGACUGGCCGAGGGAGCACGACGGAAGGAGACGGCAUGCGCAGCCGUUAUUAGCGUCGGGAAGCAGAGGAAAUAAAAGAUGGAAUGAGAGGGGGGCUCUUUUCUGUCCAGUGCACUUAACCAAGGAGUGGCUUCACUUUUUUAUGUGUUUUUCAAUGUUAAAUUGAAGAUUUUGCCACGGAUGCGGUUUUCGAACAGAUGAGGAGAGGUUAUGCGCUUGUGUUCUUCACUGAACGGUAAAAUCGGAAGGAUUACAGACAAGCAUGGAUGGGCUGCCAGUUUAAAGGGAUCGGGCUCGUGAGUCGGAAGAGAAACGAAGCUCCAUGAGAAGGGGAAUAACGCUUUUCGGAAUGUCGCUCGGCAUUUGGGCUGCUGGGGAGUUUUCGCCGUCCACAGAGGGGACGCACACAUGACGGAAUAGUCGCCGUAUUCGCUCGUUCAAAUUGCAUUUUAUUUCCCCCAUCCACCGACCUCCGCAUUUUGGACUGCAUGACAGGAAGGUUCACACGAACGCCAGCUAGCGAAUAGCGGUUGUUGGUUUGUCAUUUUUUUAUUGUUAUUUUUUUUUAACAACGAAUCUACUUUUAUCAUUGUCGUUUUAAAUCCUGCCUCGCCCCGCGAUACCCUCAUAAUGUCGGGCGAGGUUCGCUUGAAGAAGCUGGAGCAGCUGAUUCUGGAUGGCCCGGCGCAAUCUAAUGGCCAGUGCCUCAGCGUGGAGACUCUGCUGGAUGUCCUCAUUUGUCUCUACGAUGAAUGCAGCGGCUCCCCUCUCAGGAGAGAGAAAAAUGUGCUCGAAUUUUUGGACUGGGCAAAACCCUUUGCCUCAAAAGUUAAACAGAUGAGGCUACACAAAGAGGACUUUGAAAUACUUAAAGUGAUAGGAAGAGGUGCCUUUGGUGAGGUUGCUGUGGUGAAAGUGAAAAAUACUGACAAGGUUUUUGCCAUGAAAAUACUGAACAAAUGGGAAAUGCUAAAGAGAGCGGAGACUGCUUGUUUUCGAGAAGAGAGAGAUGUGUUGGUAAAUGGUGAUAACCAGUGGAUCACAACAUUGCACUAUGCCUUUCAGGAUGAAAAUUACUUGUACCUUGUUAUGGACUACUACGUGGGUGGAGACCUACUUACUUUGCUCAGUAAGUUUGAAGAUAGAUUGCCAGAGGAGAUGGCUCGAUUUUACCUUGCUGAAAUGGUGCUCGCUAUUGACUCGGUUCAUCAACUUCAUUAUGUUCACAGGGACAUAAAGCCUGAUAAUAUCCUAAUGGAUAUGAAUGGACACAUCCGACUUGCAGACUUUGGUUCUUGUCUAAAGCUGAUGGAGGAUGGGACGGUUCAAUCCUCAGUGGCUGUGGGAACACCAGACUAUAUCUCUCCAGAAAUCUUACAAGCAAUGGAAGAUGGCAAGGGGAAAUAUGGUCCUGAAUGUGACUGGUGGUCCCUAGGCGUUUGCAUGUAUGAAAUGCUUUAUGGAGAAACUCCUUUUUAUGCUGAAUCAUUAGUGGAGACCUAUGGCAAAAUAAUGAACCACAAAGAGAGGUUUCAGUUUCCAGCACAGCCCAUGGAUGUCUCAGAAAAUGCCAAAGACUUGAUAAGGAGACUGAUUUGCAGCAGAGAACAUAGGCUUGGACAAAAUGGCAUUGAAGACUUUAAGAAACACCCAUUUUUUGCUGGCAUUGAUUGGGACAACAUACGAAACUGUGAAGCACCUUAUAUUCCUGAAGUCAGCAGUCCCACAGACACAUCGAAUUUUGAUGUAGAUGAUGACUGCUUGAAGAAUUCUGAAACAAUGCCACCCCCUUCCCAUACUGCCUUUUCUGGUCACCAUUUACCAUUUGUUGGGUUUACAUACACUAGCAGCUGUUCUCUGUCUGACCGUGGAUGUCUAAGAGACAUUUGUGGACCUGCCUCCACAGAAAUUGACGUUAGUAUUCAGAGAAGCCUGGAAGACAGCUUAGCUACGGAAGCUUAUGAAAGGAGAAUACGUCGUCUAGAACAGGAAAAGACUGAGCUGAGUCGAAAACUGCAAGAAUCAACACAGACUGUCCAGGCUCUGCAGUAUUCCAGCAUAGAUGGUCCAGUAUCUGCAAGCAAAGAAGUCGAAAUACGAAGUUUAAAAGAAGAAAUUGAAAAUCUAAAAAAGCAGAUAACGGAGUCCGGACAGCUAGAACAGCGGCUAGAAGAGGCCAGCAGUGCAAGAAGAGAGCUAGAAGAUAGCUCCCGGCAAAUAAAGAUGCUUGAAAAACAAAUGAAAGUGGUAAAGCAAGAAAAGGAAGGCCUUCAAAAGGAACUGAUUGAGACAAGUGAGAAGUUAAAAUGCCAGACAAAGGAGCUCAAAGAUGCCCACAGUCAAAGGAAAAUAGCAAUGCAAGAAUUUUCUGAGAUGAAUGAGCGUUUAACUGAACUGCGAUCUCAAAAGCAGAAGUUGACAAGGCAGCUUCGAGAUAAGGAAGAAGAAAUUGAAGGUUUUGUGCAGAAAAUUGAAAACCUGCGGCAAGAUAUACGCAAAGUAGAAAGGCUUAAGAAGGAGCUUGAAGCACAAGCAGAAGCAGCAUCAGCAGAAGCUUCAAAAGAAAAGAAGCUAAGAGAGAGAAGUGAGCAGUAUGCUAAACAACUUGAAGAAGAGCUGGAAGGGCUAAAGCAAAAGCAAGUAGGUCGGUCCCCUGGGAUCAGCAAUGUGGAGCAUCAGCAAGAGAUUGCCAAGCUCAGGUCUGACCUAGAGAAGAAGAGUGUAUUUUAUGAAGAAGAGCUAUCCAAGCGAGAGAUGAUGCAUGCAAAUGAGCUUAAAAACUUGAGAAAGGAGCUGAGGGAUGCCGAGAGUCAGCAGCUGACACUCAAGAAGGAAAUAAUGAUUCUGAAGGAUAAGUUAGAUAAGACCCGAAGAGAGAGUCAAAGUGAAAGAGAAGAAUUUGAGACAGAAUUUAAGCAAAAAUAUGAAAGAGAGAAAAUAUUAUUGAUGGAGGAGAACAAAAAACUUUCAAAUGAAUUAGAUAAGCUUACAUCCAUGUUUGAGAAACUGAGUAGCAGUAACCGACAGCUGGAAGAUGAAAUGAGAGAACUGGCAGAUAAAAAGGAGUCUGUAGCUCAUUGGGAGGCCCAAAUCACAGAAAUCAUUCAAUGGGUAAGUGAUGAAAAGGAUGCCCGUGGUUACUUACAAGCUCUAGCCACAAAAAUGACUGAGGAACUGGAGGGUUUGAGGAAUUCAAGUCUUGGUGCCAGGGCUACGGACAUGCCUUGGAAGAUGCGUCGCUUUGCAAAGCUGGAUAUGUCUGCAAGGCUGGAACUGCAGUCGGCCCUAGAUGCAGAGAUCCGGGCAAAGCAAGGUAUUCAGGAUGAAUUAAACAAGGUUAAAGCAUCAAAUAUUUCCACAGAAUGUAAGCUGCAGGAGUCAGAGAAGAAGAACUGGGACCUCUUGGCAGAAAUAGAAAAACUAAAAAAAGAGGCUGAGGACUUUCGAAUGGAAAAGGGUGUAAAGCAUCAAGACUCACAGAAUUCUUUCUUGGCGUUUCUGAAUGCCCCCACCUCUGCUUUGGAUCAAUUUGAUCGUUCUCCUGCCUGUGUCCCGGCUAACAAAGGCAGACGUAUUGAUUCUAUUGAAAAUUUUAACUUGUCUAAUACACCUUCACGAGAUGAAGAAUCAAAGUCCCAGAUUUAUUCAAGAUCCAGGUCACCAUCAACUGCAAGUGAUAUGGAAGCAAUCGAGAUUAUAGAUCACCCACCACAUAAUAUACAGACACCUACAAUGAGGUCAACAUACAGUGGAUCCGGUCUGUCAGCACCUAAGCCCAAAGCCCAUCAGUUUAUUGUGAAGUCAUUCAGUACUCCUACAAAAUGUAAUCAGUGCACCUCUUUAAUGGUGGGAUUGAUACGACAAGGCUGUGCUUGUGAAGUUUGUGGAUUCUCAUGUCAUGUGACCUGUGCCGACAAAGCUCCAGCUGUGUGUCCAAUUCCAUCUGACCAAACAAAAGGACCUCUGGGAAUUGAUCCACAAAAAGGGAUUGGAACUGCUUAUGAAGGAAAUGUUAGGGUACCUAAACCUGCAGGUGUGAAAAAAGGCUGGCAAAGAUCCAUUGCAGUAGUGUGUGACUUCAAACUGUUCUUGUAUGACUUACCAGAAGGAAAGACUUCCCAGCCUACAGUGGUAGUGAGCCAGGUCAUUGACAUGAGAGAUGAGGAUUUUUCAGUCAGUUCAGUUUUAGCUUCAGAUGUCAUUCAUGCCAACAGGAAGGACAUUCCAUGCAUCUUUCGGGUGACAGCUUCACAGCUUUCAGCAUCAAAUAGCAAGUGUUCAAUCCUAAUACUGGCUGACAGUGAAAAUGAAAAGAACAAGUGGAUUGGUGUUUUAAAUGAAUUACAUCGUAUCUUGAAGAAAAACAAACUGAAAGAUAGAUCGGUCUAUAUGCCCAAAGAGGCCUAUGAUAGCACUCUUCCUUUAAUCAAAACCACUCAGUCUGCUUCUAUCUUAGAUCAUGAAAGAAUAGCCCUGGGAAAUGAAGAAGGCCUCUUUGUUGUACAUGUAACUAAAGAUGAGAUCAUACGAGUGGGUGAUAACAAAAAAGUCCACCAGAUUGAGCUAAUCCCAAGUGAACAGCUAAUAGCAGUGAUAUCAGGGAGAAACCGACAUGUUCGACUGUACCCCAUAUCUGCCUUAGAUGGUCGAGAAGCAGAAUUUUAUAAAUUGGCAGAAACAAAAGGCUGCCAGACUAUUAUAUCUGGGCAGGUCAGGCAUGGAGCAAUGACUUGCCUCUGUGUGGCAAUGAAGAGACAAGUGAUAUGUUAUGAACUGAACCAGAGCAAAACUCGCCAUAAAAAGAUCAAAGACAUUCAGGUUCCAGGCAAUGUCCAGUGGAUGGCCAUUUAUAGCGAGCGCCUCUGUGUUGGCUACCAGUCAGGAUUCAUGAAGUACAGCCUGCAUGGUGAAGUAAAUGCAAUCAGCCUACUGCAUUUUGAUGAUCACACACUUUCCUUCAUCACACAACAAGGGAUGGAUGCCAUAUGUGCAGUGGAAAUCUCCAACAAGGAGUAUCUGCUGUGUUUCAGUAGUAUAGGCAUAUAUGUGGACUGUCAAGGUCGGCGAUCAAGGCAACAGGAACUGAUGUGGCCAGCAGUUCCCAUAGCUUCAUGUUAUAAUGCACCAUACCUUUCAGUCUACAGUGAAAAUGCCAUUGAUGUUUUUGAUGUCAACACAAUGGAGUGGAUCCAAACAAUUCCUUUGAAGAAGGUGCGUCCUUUGAAUACAGAUGGUUCCUUAAAUCUUCUAGGUCUGGAAACUGUUAGAUUAAUAUAUUUCAAGAACAAAAUGGCAGAAGGAGAUGAGUUGGUAGUUCCUGAAACAUCUGACAAUAGCAGAAAACAGAUGGUUCGGAAUAUCAACAAUAAGAGGCGCUAUUCCUUUAGAGUGCCCGAGGAGGAGAGGAUGCAGCAAAGGAGGGAAAUGCUUAGGGACCCAGAGAUGAGAAAUAAGCUAAUUUCCAACCCAACAAAUUUUAACCACAUUGUCCAUAUGGGACCUGGUGAUGGUAUCCAGAUUCUUAAAGAUCUACCCAUGCCAGGUUCCCCUCAUCCAUCCCAUAAUCAUCAAUUGUGCUUGAUCUCAACUCCAACCAACUUUGAACACGUCUAUCACAUGACUGUCAAUUCCGCUGAAAACUUCCUCUAUUAUGAUUCCAUAAACCCUUCCUACUCCCCAUCUCUUCGUUCUGUGUCAGGAACUAUGUCUCCACGGAGCCUUCGCCCGCAAGAGAGCCGUACCAUGUUUAGUGGGUCUGUAAGCAUACCCUCCAUUGCAAAAUCCCGAACUGAACCAGGCCGUUCAAUGAGUGCAAGCAGUGGACUGGGAUCACGGCCCACAGCACAGAAUGGAAAUGCCCUCAGACGAGAGUUUUCUGGUGGAGGCUACGGAACAAAACGACAGCCGAUGACCUCACCCUCAGAUGGGUCUCUUUCUUCUGGUGGUGUUGAUGGUGGAAGUGAUGCACCAAUAUCACAGUUUGAAAGAGAGGAUUCAGAUUCUCCUAGACACUCCACAGCCUCCAACAGUUCCAACCUGAGCAGUCCACCGAGUCCAGCCUCUCCUCACAAAACCAAAAGUCUCUCUCUGGAGAGUACAGACCAUGUGGGAUGGGAAACAUGAUUCCAGAACCUUGACAUUAUUAAGUCAAGUUUUCACCUCUUUUCUUCACCUCCCAUCAUCUCUUCUGAUUCUUGCUUCGGAAAGGCUGCACUGUGUUAGCCUUCUAGCAUCAUCAGCAGCUGUACCUCCAAUCUUAAGAAAUUCAGUGAAUCCAACUGUAAUGUCACCAGUGAGGACAGUGACAAACAUUGCAGGCAUCCAUACCACAAGAAUUGCCUGUGCUGUGACAUUGUCACACUUCCUGUGGGAGGGAUUUGCAGCACACUCCAUAGACAGACUACUGAAAGUACAGCUAAUAUCCUUGUUGCCAAUUGAUGCAUUUAUUUCACCUAAUAUUGGACCAGGACCUUAUAUUACAAAAUGUACAAAAAUGUGUACAUAAACACAUGUAUUAAGUUUAUAGAUAUUUAUAGUAGAGUUUGUCUUGUUGGCUUUAAACAAAGAUACAAGGGGCUGAUCUGGCCUUGACAACGUCUGCAUUUAUUCAAGGAGAGUCGUGUUGGUGAAAAAAAAAAAGAAAAUUUGUUUUUGCUGCUCAUUUUGUUGUGGACAUAGUUAUCUUCUGCAAGUCAAAUUUGUAUUGGGAGGGCACAGACUAAAACACUGCAGGGCCUCCAGAGUUGGUCACUAGAAGUGCCCGUCUAUCCUUGCAGUUUUUGAUUGCUGCUGCAAAACAAGCCGAUAAGACUGAUGAAGUGCAAGUUAGUGCUUUUUAAGAAGGUGCUGGCUCUAGACUAGUCAUGUAAGAAUGUAUUUAAUCCAAUGGGUUUUGCAAUAAGAAUGUUCUAUAGCAGCUUUCCAUUCCAUUUUCAAUUAUCAUUAGUCCUUCCAGCCACCAAAACAGCUUUUAUCCAUGAGUUAUGUAGCAGACUGCCGGGAGAAUUGCUUUAAUGCUGCCGUCUUUGGGAGUAGGAACAGUUCCCAUAUUGGUGUAAGAAAAAAAAAAAAAAUAUGUGUGUGUUAAUGCUGUAAAAUGACAAGUAGAAUUUAAUAUAUCUAGGAAAACAGAAACUCUGCUAUAAUGUGCAAGAGGCAUCAGGCAAGCCACCGUCUGGGUUUGUAGUGCUGUGGGCCUUCCAGCUAGCAAGCAAGCCUUUCCAGUUGUUUUU
This is a messenger RNA of Polypterus senegalus (gray bichir), 7402 nucleotides long. Its product is annotated as serine/threonine-protein kinase MRCK alpha-like. Gene Ontology annotation, biological process: peptidyl-threonine phosphorylation; actomyosin structure organization. Lineage: Eukaryota; Metazoa; Chordata; Cladistia; Polypteriformes; Polypteridae. Gene Ontology annotation, molecular function: ATP binding; protein serine/threonine kinase activity. The transcript has 39 exons. Bases 801 to 6293 code for a protein of 1830 amino acids. Gene Ontology annotation, cellular component: cytoplasm; cytoskeleton; actomyosin. The record is from RefSeq and is a predicted model, not a curated record.